Frankliniella occidentalis (western flower thrips) is the source of this 3107-nucleotide messenger RNA. It is a transcript of the gene Gen, whose product is annotated as flap endonuclease GEN. The record is from RefSeq and is a predicted model, not a curated record. The transcript is spliced from 8 exons. Gene Ontology annotation, molecular function: 5'-flap endonuclease activity; four-way junction DNA binding. The coding region runs from base 641 to 2986 and encodes 781 amino acids. Lineage: Eukaryota; Metazoa; Arthropoda; Insecta; Thysanoptera; Thripidae.
UUCACGCCCCUGGAAUUUUUUUUUAGGGGCUGGGCAUUUUGAUCUUCCCCAACAUCAGCGCUACGUUUGUUUUCUUUUCAUUGAGAGCGAAAUGUUUAAGUGCCGGUCUAACGCACGUACGUGUACGUUUAACACGUUGGAAAACGCGCAGAGCUGGGUCUAACCACGUGUCUGUUCGAUCGAGCAGUUGUUUCCAGGACUACCCCGAAAACAAGUGUCCUGAUUUCAUGCUGCACCACAAAAUCUCAAUCUACCGAUUUCGAAAAUCACUUUCCGUGUUUUGAUUCGAACUCGUGAUCAAAGUGAACGACUUUUCUCAUACAUUUGACGAAGGAAAAGAAAACAUGUCGGAUCAAAGGAAGAACCAAUCAGAUUCAUGCACCCCGUCUACUUCCGGGCCACAGCUGCAAACAUGAUUAUUUCCAGCACCUGCACUAUUCCCAGGAGCCGGUGUUUAAACUUUUUGAAACAUAAAUUGCAUGUACAUUCUGGGCUGACAGCUUUGUUAUUGUUUACAGUGAUAUUUCUUUUGUAAAAGAAAUAAAAACGUUCAGUUGACAGCUUCAUAAGUAUUCUAUUUUCAAACCAACACCAACUUAUACUCACAUCUACUUAAGUCAUCCUCUAUUCUUGAGCCACAAUGGGAGUUAAGGACCUUUGGCAGGUCCUCGCUCCAGUAUGUGAACGAAAAUCGCUUUGGGAACUACAAGACAAGACCGUGGCAAUUGACUUAAGUGGUUGGGUUGUCGACAGUCAAAAUAUAGUGGAGCAUAGCGCACAGCCAAAUAUGCAUCUCAGAAACUUGUUUUUUCGUACGUCAUGCCUGCUCCUUCUUGGGGCCCGUCCAGUCUUCGUCUUGGAAGGGGAUGCCCCAGACCUGAAAUUGAAUGUUAUGUCGCAAAGAAAUGCUGCUCGAGGAUUUUCUAAAUCUUCCAAAAGUACUGGGAAGCGAACAAGAUACAAGGGAAUACAGAAGAAGUGCCAGGAAAUGCUUAAAGCUAUGGGUGUCCAAUGUAUUCAAAGUGAAGGGGAGGCUGAGGCACUUUGUGCAGCAUUAAAUUCUAAUGGGCUGGUAGAUGGUUGCAUUAGCCAAGACAGUGAUUGCUUUCUGUAUGGUGGGCGAGCUGUUUACCGAAAUUUUACUAUUAGUGCUUCCUCAGGUGGAGGGGGUGCAGCUGGAUUUAGCAUUGACAUGUACAGAAUGGAACAAAUUGAACAGCUUUUAGGACUGAGUCGCACUAAACUUGUAGGUUUAUCUCUUCUGUGUGGCUGUGAUUACAACCAGGGUGUUUCAGGAGUAGGGAAAGAGACAGCAGUUAAAUUCCUCGCCACUUUGAAUGAUUCAGAGGUGUUCUCAAGGUUUUUCAAAUGGAAGAAUGAUCCCGUUUAUGAACAGCUGGAACGGGAGCACUCGUUAGGGAUAUGUGAUCGUUGUGGACAUUUGGGUAAAAAAACAGUUCACAAUAAAAAUGGAUGUGAGUCUUGUGGAACAACUAAAAGUUGUCUCUUGAGAACACACUCAGACACAAAUAAAAAUGUGGAGUGUAAAAAGAUGUUAACAAAUGAGUUAAAUAUAAGAAGAAAGGCUCUUCAGGAUACAAACUUUCCAUCUCAGGAGGUGAUAGAUGAAUUUAUGAGUACCAUCCAAACUCCACAACGGCUUCCAGCUGAUUGGUCUCAACCAAACCUAAUUGGCUUUAUGAAAUUAGCUGAGAAGCACAUGAAUUGGGAUGAAUGUUACUCCCUGGAGAAGUUUCUACCCUUGCUUACUCGUUGGCUGAUUUUACAAAAUAAGAAUACAGCUAAAUGUCCAAUCUUCCCUGAAGCUAUUAUAAAAACGAGAGUGCUGAAAGGUGUUGCUAGUUAUGAAGUGAGAUGGGGAGAUAGGGAAGGGUUAUUUGAAACACUUGUAAAUGAGGAGGAUUCUAAUAUCUGUAUGACAAUUGAGCCAAGAGAUUUAGUUGAUCAAGCAUUCCCAGAGCUUGUGAAAGAAUUCAAUGAUAAAGAGGCUGCAAAAAAGGCUGCAAAAUUGAAAGGUAAAUCAAAAGUAGGCAGGAGUAAUAAGCAGAGGGUCACUGCUGUCAAGUCUGUUUGUACUGAUUGUGGAAAAGAAUUGCCUGGGAAGAAUCAACGCUGUAUGUGUCACUUUGUAACAAAAUCAUCAGACAAGAGAGAAGAUCAGGCACCACCAAGCACCCUUGAAGAUCUUUUAGAUAAAUUGACACUCAAUUCUGAAGCUCAUUCAAAGCAUAAAAAGGGGAAGGAAGAAAAAGAACAGUCCAAAGCAAAGCCAAAAUCCAAAGUGAUGGAGAAUACUGAGAAGUUAAAAAGAUUAUUGGGCUAUGAUGAGAGUAACUUAGCUGAGAAUGUGCAUAGUGUAGAGAAAACAAAGAAUGCUGCAGACCCUAUUUCAUUAACUGCAUCAUUAAAUACAGUGAAGCAAUCAGAAAAAUUAUCCUAUGAAAAUCUUCUGGGAGAUGAAGAUUGGUCUAUUUCUGAUUUUGUUAAGGAGGAAGAAGAAGAAUGUGACCUCUCUGAUAUUGUACAGACCAUCACUGGAAAGCGUAAUGAUUUAACUGAAACCAAGAAGUUGGGAUUAUCUUCUACAGCAAUCCAACAUCACAUUGGCACUGACCAUUCAUCUUCUCCUGGACAGAGUUCAAUUUGUAGUUCAGACUCUCCUCUGCUUCCAAAAUUCGGCGAAGAGGAUCCCUUUGAUGGAGAAACAAUCUACACACCGCUUAUAGAUAGAGUGAGGAAACUGCAAAUUAAUAAAAAUGAGAAACACACUAGUGCAGCUACUUCUUUGAAACUCCGACGCUUUUCUGAAUCUUUUGAUGCAUUCUGUAUUGGUGAGAAUGCUACAUCAUCCCCAAUAGCAAAUUCGAGCAGUAAUAUUGCCGAACCAAGUUUGUCGGAGUCAAACACACCAGUUCAUUUGACAUUUGGUUUGGGUAUUACAAAUCUUCUAGAAGAUUCCAAAUAGCCAUGUCAAUUUUGCCUUGAAGCUGAAUGCAAUGAUUAAUUAAGAAUUGAUUAAUGUGUAUUGUAUAAUAUGUUCAGGGUCAAAGCCUUUGAAAAAUAAAACUGAUGUAUGGUACAGGAUA